AUGCACAAACUGGUGGAUGAUUACAGGGAAAAGAUUGAAGAUGAAAGGAACAAGAGGACUGAUGCAGAGAAUUGUUUGGUCUACCUCAAAAAGGAUGUGGACGAAGGACGCAUCUCUCUGUCACAUCUUGGAACGUUGUUGUCCUCGAUGGGGGAUGAAAUAGCAUUCCUCAAAGCUGUUUAUGAUCAGGAGCUGGAUGAGCUGAUGGGGAGCACACAGGAAACCUGUGUGGUGGUGGAGAUGGAUAAUUCCAGAGACCUGGACAUGGAUCACAUCAUUUCUAGUGUCAGGGCUCACUAUGAGGAAAUCGCUGCUCGCAGCAAGGAGGAAACUGAGACCUGUUACAGGACGCAGUUUGACCAGAUGGCUGCUCAGGCGAGCCAGUAUGACAGUCAACUGCAUAACACUCAGGAUGAAGUUGCUCACCUGAAAGGACUCAUCGCCCACCUCCAGAAUGAGAUUUCUGCUGUAAAAAAGCAGGCAGCCAACCUUAAAGAUGGCAUCAACAAGAUGGAAGCAGAUGGGGAAAAAGCCUCGUUGUAUGCCAAAUACCACAUCCGGGACCUGGAGGAAGCUCUAAAAAGGGCCAAACUGGAAAUGGCCAAACAGAUCAAAGAUUACCAGACCCUCGUGGGCAUUAAGAUGACCCUCGACAUAGAGAUAUCCACUUAUAAGAAAAUGCUGGAGGCAGAGGAGUGCAGAAUGACUCUGAACUAUAAUCCAGUGCAAACCCACCAAGCAGCACCUUCCAGAGAGAAUCUGCCGGGGACGUCAGGCCCAGUUCUCAUCAAGAUGACUCAGAGCAUGACUUACAAAUAAAGCAGGAAGCAGGCUGCAGACCUGCUGCAGCAACAGCCGUCAGAGUCGGCCUUUAUAAUGAUUUC
Molecule: messenger RNA, 884 nt
Organism: Nothobranchius furzeri (turquoise killifish)
Lineage: Eukaryota; Metazoa; Chordata; Actinopteri; Cyprinodontiformes; Nothobranchiidae
Product: keratin, type II cytoskeletal 8
Biological process (GO): intermediate filament organization; keratinization
Cellular component (GO): keratin filament
Molecular function (GO): structural constituent of skin epidermis
Source: RefSeq, a predicted model, not a curated record